AUGCUCAAGUACUACAGUGCUCGCUCACUCUCCCGGGCAAGCUCUAAGCUCCUGCUAAGAAGGCCCAUUAAUGCUACACAACAUCGACUUGCUUCAACUACUGCUGAGCAGCCAUCCUCGGUCGAUGCUCCUGGUGCACCUCAAGCUGUACAACGCACAGCGAUGCAGAAGGUGGGCCGAGCUACAGCAACUGGUGGCUAUGCUGUCGUCGUUGCUGGCGGUAUAGCUCUCGUUGUCAUUGUCUUUUGGGCACUUGGCUCGAAUCUAUUCUUCGAGACUCGCUAUCUCAAUGAAGCAGUCGAUCUCGUCAAGGCGCACCCAGAGGUCAAGCGGCUCAUUGGCCAUGAUCUCAAUGCCUACGGGGAGCGAUCACGAAAUGGUCGACGCGGAGGACCGGUGCCAAGUCAACGCUCAGCGGAUGGCCAUCAGACAUGA
Molecule: messenger RNA, 435 nt
Organism: Protomyces lactucae-debilis
Lineage: Eukaryota; Fungi; Ascomycota; Taphrinomycetes; Taphrinales; Protomycetaceae
Exons: 2
Coding region: 1-435 (144 amino acids)
Biological process (GO): protein import into mitochondrial matrix
Cellular component (GO): TIM23 mitochondrial import inner membrane translocase complex
Source: RefSeq, a predicted model, not a curated record